AAGAGGAAGAAUGGAUAGAGGAAGAAGACGGUCAGGAAGAACAAGCAGAGGAGGCGGAGGAGGAAACCGAAGAAACCAAGGCAGAAGAACAAGAAGAUGAAACGAAAGCACCAGAAGAAGGUGGAGAGGGGGAUGGAGAGAAGGAGCCUGGGGAAGGUGAAUCGAAGCCAAAGCCCAAGGUCUUCAUGCCAAAUCUGGUGCCUCCCAAAAUCCCAGAUGGCGAGAGACUGGAUUUUGAUGACAUCCACCGCAAGCGCAUGGAGAAGGACCUGAAUGAACUGCAGGCCCUCAUCGAAGCCCACUUUGAGAGCAGGAAGAAGGAGGAAGAGGAGCUCAUCUCCCUCAAGGACAGGAUUGAGCAGCGUCGAGCAGAGAGGGCAGAGCAGCAGCGGAUUCGCAGUGAGAGGGAGAAGGAGCGCCAAGCCCGCAUGGCCGAAGAAAGAGCUCGCAAAGAGGAAGAGGAGGCACGGAAGAGGGCUGAGGAAGAAGCACGGAAGAAGAAAGCUUUGUCCAACAUGCUGCAUUUUGGAGGUUACAUGCAAAAGUCAGAGAAAAAGGGUGGGAAGAGGCAAACGGAGCGGGAAAAGAAGAAGAAGAUCCUCAGUGAACGGCGGAAGCCCCUGAACAUUGACCACCUCAGUGAAGACAAGCUGAGGGAAAAGGCCAAGGAGCUCUGGCAAACCAUCCGCGACCUAGAGGCUGAGAAAUUUGACCUGCAGGAAAAGUUCAAGCGGCAGAAAUACGAGAUCAACGUCCUCCGAAACCGUGUCAGUGACCACCAGAAAGUGUAAGUGUCUGGUUGAGCUGAGCAUCCUUCCUCGACGCCUCCUGCCCUUCCAGCUCCCUGCUCCCCGGGCCCCAGCUCCCUCCCUGGGUAUCUCCUGACUCUCCUGCACCCUUGCAGAGCCACCUCCUGUCCUUUCCAUUCCUGCCCCUGGUCCCACUGGUGCCCAGUGUUCAUGGAGCUGCAGCUCUGGCCCAGGGACCUUAGUCCGUGUUGCUUUGCCUCCACUGACAGACACCUCAUUGCCUCCCACCUCCAUCAGCUUUCCCCUGCCCCAGAGACCCCAGCUGGGGAUGGACCCCAGGAUGACCCCACCUCUGCACAGGGAACCUUGUGUCCCAUGGGGUCCUGCCACCCCCCAGCCGCCCCCAGCCCUGGGGGCUCUGCCCAGCAUCUCAGAGAAAGUGCUGGUGAUCCCAGCUUGUGUGGGAGGAGAACUCCUAUGGGUGGUGGCAGCUAUGCAGCCCUGCAAGGACAGGGGAGCCUGCCCCUGUGCCCGUGUCCCUGGCACAGGACUGGGUUACCCUUCAUAGGAGGGCAGAGAUGGGUGUUUAGCCCUUAUCCCUGAGAACACCGCGCUGCUCUUGCAUCCCCAUCCCACCCUGCCAUCUCGCACAAGAGGUGCUCAGCCUGUCCUGUGUGACAUUUGGCAGCAUCUCCCCCCACUUACACCAAAUCUCUUUUCUCUUCUGCCCCAACACGGCCUGUUCCUGCAGCAAAGGGUGAGUACAGGCAUUUCCUGAGUGCCGUGUCCCCCACCGUGUGUGUGCUGCAUGGACACUGGGGCUGAUGUAGGGCCAGCAGAAGGGCUGGGGAUGGGCACCCAGAGCUGGGCUGGUGGCUCCUGGGGUAAUGUGCCAGAAAUGCCCUUCACUGUCCACAUGAGCCGCCUCCUCUCUGCUCACCCAUGCCCGGAGUGGUGCCCGUUCCCCUGGUGCUGGUUGAGGACAGUGAUGUGGUGGGUGCUGGAAACAGCCUCACAGGUUCUGGUUCCUGGAGAAGGGUCCUGCGGCUGCCCUUAUCCAUCCACAGCCAAGAUUCAGCUCCUUCAUUUCUUCUCUGAAAGAUCCUUGGGAGGGAGGAACAUGGGAAGGGAAUUUGGGCUCCUUAGAAACACCUGCAAAAUGCAUGAGCUCGUUCCUGUACAGUCCCAAAACACACAGAGUGACUGAGGUCCCAGACUCUUACCUGGGACCACUAAAGACCUUUUUCCUCAUAGGGCAGUGACCACCCACCAGAGAUGGCUUGGUCCUUUUUGCAGGGCCUGAUUCUCCUCCGAUGGCACCCAUCUUCCCCCUCCUUUCACAGUCACUAAUAACUUAUUGCCUGUGCUUUUCUGCUUCCCUUCCAGGGCAAAGGGUGCCCGCGGCAAGACCAUGGUUGGUGGCCGGUGGAAAUAGAUGACUCGGAAGGCAAAGGAAGCUCCAUGUAUUGCCUUUCAAUCGCCCAGCUGGCUUCACCACGUCGUGGAGCCAGCACCUGCCCUCCCACCGCACAGAGCCUGCAAAGACGCUGCUGCAGGCACCAUGUGGUCUGGGGGGCAGAUGCUUCGCAAGGUCCGUUCCUCAUCUCUGCACCCCCAGCUGAUGUUGUGUCUGUAAAUAAAGAGAAUGGUGAGGGGG
Columba livia (rock pigeon) is the source of this 2406-nucleotide messenger RNA. It is a transcript of the gene TNNT2, whose product is annotated as troponin T2, cardiac type. NCBI's taxonomy places the organism in Eukaryota, Metazoa, Chordata, Aves, Columbiformes, Columbidae. Gene Ontology annotation, cellular component: troponin complex. Gene Ontology annotation, biological process: sarcomere organization; cardiac muscle contraction; regulation of muscle contraction. The transcript is spliced from 12 exons. Bases 186 to 791 code for a protein of 201 amino acids. Gene Ontology annotation, molecular function: tropomyosin binding; troponin I binding; troponin C binding. The record is from RefSeq and is a predicted model, not a curated record.